AACAUCUAGCCCAGUCUAAUUAUCCUUUUAAGACAUUUGUAGUUUGUAGAGUGAAGAAGUGAAUUUGAAAUUAAGAAACCAAACUGACACAAAAAUGUACUGUUGUAAACAAUUGGUGUCAGUUAUCAUCUUUUGUGCCAUCAGCCUAAAUUCACAGAAAUGUGAUGAAGGCCAGAAGGAUAUCGUUCUUUUAUUAGAUUCUUCGGGAAGUGUGAGAGCGCGUAAUUUCCACAAAUCAAAGAUAUUCGUAAGGAAUUUCGUUGACAGUUUACAAAUUGCUGCGGAUAAAGUGCAAGUAAGUUUAAUUUUAUUUAGCACACAACCAAAGAAAAUAUUUUGGUUGAAUGAUUUCAGUGAUAAAGACAAAAUCAAGAGUGCGGUUAUGAAAAUUCCCUACAGAGGUGGAAGCACAGCUACUGCACAUGCGUUACGUUUUACGAAUGACUAUGUACUAUCAAAUGACCAUGGUGACCGAGAAGCAGCACCAGAUUUGAUAAUUGUGAUCACUGAUGGAAAGUCAAACAAGCCAGAAGAAACGAUUUCUUCAGCUAAGGUACUUCACGACCGUGGUGUUGACAUUGUAUCUAUAGGAGUUGGAGAUAAAGUUGAUGCCACAGAAUUACACACUAUAGCCUCUGAUAGAAAUUUUGCUAUUCAGGUCGAUAAUUUUGAUAAAUUAGAUAGUUUAACAACUACAUUGUUCCAGGCAGCGUGUGAAGGAUUAAAGACAACUACAAGAAGAACCACAGCUAUAGAAGUGACUUCCGCACGUCGACUGACUGAUACAACUUUAUAUAAAAUGUUCAGUGAUGUGGCAACCGAUUCUACAGAACAAACUGGAUCUGACAGACCAACUUACGUGUACGAUUCUUAUAAUACACGUUCAUUAAUUACUGCUACAAGUGAAGAUUUCACAACACCGGAUUCAUCUGGCACAACUAGUGAAAGUUUCACAACAUCGAAUCCAUCUGGCACGACUGCUACUGUCAUAACAAAUGACACCAAACCAGGAAGAUAUUUGACAACGCCAACGAACAGUCGAACCAGGUCAAGUUUUAAAACUUUAGUCGAUUUGAACAUUGAGACCACCACAUCGACUAUGGUUUCAACAACAGAUUUUGAAGGUACAGUUUACAGCAACAUGGCAGAAAGACAUACAACUGUUCCAUUCACAACUUCGACUCGUGUUACUAAGAAAGCGAAACAACCUCUCACCGUCGAAAUACCAGACGAAUUAAUGACUACCAGUUCCUUAACUCGAUCAUCACGGUCGUUUGUUAAAUCAACAUUUAAUUUACCCACUUUUCAAACUAGAAUUCACACAUUUAAAAACACCCAAAGCAAACAAGAAAAUCACAGUACAACAGAAACUGUGUUGGUUACGGAGAAUAAUAUAUAUCCAAUUACGGUUAGUUUCCAGAAUAAAACAACUAUGGUCAAUCCAUCCACAGACAUGGACACAAAUGGGACCGAUAAAUUAAAUUUGGAUAAAUUAAUCAAUGAAUGGGCAACAAUAGUCGGAAUAACGACAGGGGCAGCUUUACUCGGUGCCGCAGCUUUUGGUACUCUAAUCUGGGUGUUGAGGCGACGUCACAAUAGAGAAUCAAAUCUUCCUGCUCAGGAAAGAGAUGUGUAGAUGGCGGUUGUUGAUGUUUGUAAUCUAAACGGUUUCUUAUUUAGUCUAUUUAAAAUCUGGUUCUCUGAUAAUCAUUACCAAAAAUAUGUAGAAGGGAAUUUUAAUCACUACCUGAUAUUAAUCAUAUAUAUUAUAUUUCUGGAUUCAUUCAAAGUUUUGUAUAGGUUUCUUCUUGUAACUGUGGUAAAAUAUUUACCUGCGGUAAUUAAUGAGACACUUUUUUAAAAUAGAAACGGGCCAUGUGGUCUUUUUUUAAAGUGUUACGGGGGUAUCUGAGAGCCAGAAAAUUUAUUUUAUAUAGCCUUAAACCCUUCAGAAACUUAUUACUUUUAUUGUUGAUUAAGGUCAAGGUAAAUUGACAAAAAUUGUCACAACACCUUAAAUGGGUGGGGGGGGGGGGGGUCCUCAAAAAAUCAUUUACAACAAUCUUAGUGCCGAUAUUUUGGUAUCUAAAUGUGCUUGAGGUGAUACUUAAAGCGGAAAUUGCAAAUUAUUAAGUUAUAUUUUUAAAAGUUAUUAAAAUAAAGCCUGAAAAUAGAUGGUAUCCAUAACAGUCCUACCUUGUUAAAGAAUAAUCCUAUUAAUCCUAUAAUUCACUAUUGCCAGCUGAGAAAUUGGCAAAAAUAUCAUUUUCCUCUUCAUUUUCAAACGUUUGUAAAAAGCUACUCCAUGGUGGAGAAUAGAAAACAAGGGGGGUAAUUCGGAGGUAAUUGUGUUAUUAUUUCCUGUGUAAAUGAGUUUUAAGUGUGAGAAUGACACCUACGAUCGUAUAAUUGUUGACAACCUAUUGAGCAAAAGACAUAGAAAUAAUUACGUUUUGACUUUCUUAGAAAAUUUGCAAUUUCCGCUUUAACAAUAAAAAAAUGGAUGUAUAUUAAAAAUAAUGACUUUGGAA
This is a messenger RNA of Patella vulgata (common limpet), 2531 nucleotides long. Its product is annotated as collagen alpha-1(XII) chain. The transcript is spliced from 3 exons. The coding region runs from base 95 to 1636 and encodes 513 amino acids. The record is from RefSeq and is a predicted model, not a curated record. NCBI's taxonomy places the organism in Eukaryota, Metazoa, Mollusca, Gastropoda, Patellidae.